AUGCUCUACUUCAUGCCCGGUGCUUUCUUCGCUCUAGCCUUCCCUAUACUGAACACAAGAAACGUGAGUUUUAUGCCAUCAAAAAUCAAUAUAAUCACUUCUUCAUAGGUAUUCUAUUCUCGAAUUUUUUUUUCAACUUUCUUCAAAAUGUGACGAGUUUCGAAAUAAUCAAAAAAUAAGUUUUUACGUCUUCCAAACUGCAUCGGACAAACAUUAAAAAAACCGCCUUGACUUCCAUAAAUUUCAGCUUCCCGGAGAAGUUUUCAUCUACUACGCCCAACACGUGGCAAUUCUCGUUGUGCCCCUCUACUUGAUGUAUAUUCGAGGAGCAUUCGAACCCGAGAAAUCCUACGAUUUUGGCUGGACAGUUUUUGGCAUCUCCAUGUUUUCACUCUACCAUUUUGCGGUUUUACAAGCAGGCGCUAUGGUAAGUUCAUGAUGAUCUUGUUGUUUCCGGAAAAAUGAAGUCGAAAUCAAACUUUUGGAAAAAUAGGAAGAAAGAGAACUGAAGACGGAAAAAAAGUUUUGAAACGCAAAGUUGUUUUUAUUUUUUUUUUUUUGGGAUUGGAAUAGACUGCGGUCGUUUCACAUCAAUCAAAUUAUUUAUCAAACAUUUUUACUCUAGCGACCACAUUGAUGAAGAGAUAAGCCGGUAACCAAGAGAACAGAAAACCAAUUUUUAAACAACAUGAUUGAAACAGGAAAGAAGCCAUAAAAAGUUCAAACUUCAGUACACUCGUGUGAACCUGAACAACAUCAUGUGUCCAGCGGUGUCAGAUCCAUUCCAAACGCGGCUCUACCGUAUACUUGCCGUCUGCCACCAGUGUCUACUCAUCCCGAUCCUGUCCAAAACCUACUCGGCUCUUGGGACUUCAUUUGUCAACUCCAUACGUCCAAUAUUUGAUGUCGAACCAGAACAUAAAAAAGCAGAAUAG
Caenorhabditis auriculariae is the source of this 935-nucleotide messenger RNA. Lineage: Eukaryota; Metazoa; Nematoda; Chromadorea; Rhabditida; Rhabditidae. The record is from the annotation of a GenBank genome assembly.